CAUUCCCGUAUAACCCCCGCAGCCGCCGCCGCUCCUCCCCCUCUCUUCCUCCCUUGGCCAAAUUUUGCGGGAAACGCGACGCCACCCGGAGAAACCCUCCUCCCGCACCUCGCCUCCCACCCUGCCAAAACCCUCGCCCCUCCUCCUCCUCCUCCUCCUACGAUGGCCGCGCCGACGCCUCCGCCCGCCGCCGCCCCCGCCGCGGCGCCAGGACCGACGCCGCCGGCGCAAGUGGUGGGCAACGCCUUCGUGCAGCAGUACUACAACAUCCUCCACCAGUCACCGGAGCUCGUCUUCCGCUUCUACCAGGAGGCCAGCCGCAUCGGCCGCCCCGCCACCACCGGCGCCGACAUGGACACCGUCACCACCAUGGAGGUACCGCUCACUCCCCGUCCGUUGUUUCCUCGAUUCAGAUCUGGGCAUCUGGGGGCCUUAGAAUGUUGGGAGACUUUCUCAGGGGUUCUGAAUGGUUUCUUCUUGCAGGCGAUUAACGAGAAGAUCAUGUCCAUGGACAUCGCGCGGGCGGAGAUCAGGGGGGUGGACGCGCAGGAGUCGCUAUGUGGCGGUGUGACCGUGCUCGUCACGGGCCACCUCACAGGGAAGGACGACGUCUGCCGCGAGUUCGCGCAGUCCUUCUUCCUCGCGCCGCAGGAGAAGGGUUACUUCGUGCUCAACGACAUACUACGUUAUGUCGGGCAGGGUGAGGCCGACCCGUCAUUGCCGCCACCUCAGCAGCAGCCGCCGGCACCGGAGUUGGAUGCAGUGGUUGCCCCUGCUGCCGCCUUGGCAAAUGGUACUGUUGCCCCUGUGGAGACUGUGCCUCGCGAGCAGGAGGCUUCGCCGCAGCCAGAGCUGGAUCUCUCUGAGUCUGUUCCUCAUACCAACGAGGAGGAGGAUCCCAAGGAGGAGGUUUACAACCCACCGAAUGACGUGGAGGUGCCUGUUGUGGAGGAAACACUGGUUCCUGAGGUCAUAGAUGAAGUGCCAAAUAAUGUAGCAGCCUCCAUACCGGUUUCGGCUCCCCCUGUACCACAUGAGGAGGCCCCUAAGAAGUCGUACGCUUCAAUUGUCAAAGUCAUGAAAGCAGUUCUGCCACCAAAUUCCACAGUUCCUUACAGGCCUGCACCACCAAAACCAGAGAAGCAAGCUCCUGCUCCUGCCCAGUCUGUGGCUGUUGAUGCUCCAACUUUCAGUCCUAAUCCUGAGAGCAGCAACAUUCAAGACCAAGAAGUUGAUGCGCUUGCGGUGUAUGUAAAAAAUCUGCCCUUACAUGCCACACCUAGCCAAUUAGAAGAGGAGUUCAAAAGAUUUGGUACUAUUAAACAUGAUGGUAUCCAAGUUAGAAGCCACAAGAUUCAAGGGUUCUGCUAUGGCUUCAUAGAGUUUGAGGAUGCCAGCUCAGUUCAAAGUGCACUAGCGGCUUCUCCUGUGACGAUUGAUGACCGGCCAUGCCACGUCGAAGAAAAAAGAACUCCUGGUUCACGUGGUAGUAGCAGGGGAAGGUUUCCACCGGGUAGAGGUGGUAAUUUCCGAGGUGAAGGCAUGAGAGGCCGUGGUAGUUACACUGGAGGGAGAGGCUAUGGAAGGGGCGAGUACAACAACUAUCGAUCUGAUUUUGGAGGCAGAGGCGGUGGUAGAGGCGGCUCAGGUCGUGGAGGUGAUGUUGGCUACCAGCGGGUUGAUCACUCUGGCACCGGUGGUCGUGGUGGUGCCCGGGCAGCUGCAAAGUGAGUUUGGUAGCUAUGCGUUGGUAGAAGUUUGCUAUUUCAUUGUCGUUGAACGUACUAAGAUUCACAAAAAUGGUGUGUCGUGAGCUGGGUUCCUGUGCGGUCGUUGUCAGCGUAUUCAGGUCAUAAAUUGGUGCUCUCCUUGUUUUGUGGCAAGGAAAGCAGUGGUGAUAUUGGUUACUAAUUGUAGAAUAUUACAAUCUAUUCAGAUGCAGUCCUAGUAAGUUUUGGCAUUCUUUUGA
This is a messenger RNA of Triticum dicoccoides, 1969 nucleotides long. Its product is annotated as nuclear transport factor 2-like. Bases 163 to 1731 code for a protein of 522 amino acids. The record is from RefSeq and is a predicted model, not a curated record. NCBI's taxonomy places the organism in Eukaryota, Viridiplantae, Streptophyta, Magnoliopsida, Poales, Poaceae. Gene Ontology annotation, cellular component: cytosol; ribonucleoprotein complex. Gene Ontology annotation, molecular function: mRNA binding. The transcript has 8 exons.